AAAGUCAAGUCCAGGCUAAAGAAAAUGAUGUGCCUCAGUCGAUAGUCGUCAGUGAGCCUGAGUCAUCUGCAGUCAGAGAAAAUUACAGCAUGAUGAUGGAUGUCCUGCAGCAGAAAGCGGAGGAACUAGUCCUGAUCCAAGAAAGAGCAGAAAUGGCUGAGGACAAAGCCCAAAGUUAUAAAAAGCUGUUGGAUGAUAGCAAUAACAGACUAAAGAAACUUCAGAUGGACAUGGAAACUGAAAGGAUCAACAUGACACAGAAAUCAGAGGAUCUCCAACAGGAAGCACUGACCAUGAAGAAAUCCAUCAACGAACUUCAGGAGGAAAUCAGAUCUAUUCAAAGAGCCAAGUCCUCAUUGGAACAAAACACUUUUUUCCAAAGCACUGAAGUCGAAGGCCUCACAGAGCAGUUGAAGAUCACCCAAGGUGACCUGCAUAAGAAAGGCUCCAUGGAGCAGGAGAAUAUUCUCAGGAUUAACAAUUUAGAAGAAGAAGUAGCUUCCAAGCAGGCAGUACUAGAUCAGCUCAAGUUUAAAUGCAAUGAGUUGACAAGGAUAAAUGUCUCAUUUGACAGUGAUAUUAGAGGUCUUCAGAUCCAAACAGAGUCGCUGGAAAAUGAGAGAUCGUUUUCUGAACAAAAGAUCAAGUCGUUAAAGAGUGAGAUGGAGAGCUGGAAACAGCAGCUUCAAACAGCUAAGGAAGAAAACAACUUAAUGAAGAGAACCGAGCAGGCGUCGCAGAUCAAAUGUAGAAACCUUGAAGCCGAACUUCAAAAAAGUGAAUUAGUUGCUUCUCAAUUGCAGAAAAGGGUAGAUGAGCUUAAACAGUUUAAUUUGGAGAUGGAAAAUAAUCUGAAGAACGUCAGAGCUAAACUCAAUCGGGUGACAAUGGAAAUCGACAGCAAGGAUCAGCAAAUUAGAAUCUUCAAGUCUCAGGCGGAGGGCACCAAAUCACAAGUUAGAAUUAUUGAGGAGGAACUAAAUAAGAAAUCUCAGACAUCCCAUGAGCUUCAAAUUAAACUGCAGGAUUACAGUGAGGAGGUGAGGAAAAUGACUGAACUGCAGCAUAAAAUCGACACGCUUAAUUCCAAAAUUGCCAAUUAUGAGACAGAAAUAGCAACUCUGAAAUCAGAGCUGAAGGCAGUGUUUGCUGAUAACAAUUCUGCAACCCAAAAGAUUCACAUGCAAAAUGCUGAAAUUAAUGAUUUGAACACGAUGCUAAAUGAAAGAAAUGCAGAACUGCAAAAAGAAUCAGCUGAGAGUCAAAAACAUGUCAAUAAAGUCAAGGCAUUAGAAGACGAACUCUUCAAACAUAAGCACAGCAUUAAAGGGUUAACAAGCAGCUCAGAUAAAAUGACAGGAAACCUAAAGCAGGAGAUGUCUGUUCUUCAGAACGACAAGAGAGCAGCAGACAGGAACACAGAGAACUUGAACGUUAAACUCUCAGAGCUCAGCUCGUCUCUACAAAGAACUAAAGAUGAAUUGUUGAAAGAGACCAGAGAAAGACAAGUGAAAGAAUCUAAAUUAUUGCAGAUGGAGACCGAGCUUCAGAAAAAUAAAGUAACAAUGAAAGAAUCAAUGUCGAGUUCUGACAAAUCCCGAUCAAAUCUUCAACAUGAAAAUACGAUCCUUAAGAGGGAGAAAGCUGAGGCGCUAGAGAAAAUCAACUCAUUGGGAUCUGAAGGUAGAAGGCUGAAAGAAAAUCUGCAUAGCACCCAAAAGGAAGCUGAGCAAAAGCAAAAGGAAAACUCUGUCCUUCAACUGAGGUCCCAGCAGAUGGAAGAACAACUUGAAAAGUGCAAGAAAAUGCUGGAAGAGUUGAAGAGUAAACUAGAACUCCAGAAAGAGGGCUAUGAGAGGCAGCUGUUGCUCGUGCAGACUGAAGUGGAGAAAAAGCUCAUUUUACUUCAAUCUGAAAUCUCAAGUGUAAGUGGGAUGUCACAACAGCAGUCACCUAGUGCAGAAAUAGCAGAGAUGCUAAACAAGUGUUUCAAACAAGACGUGAAACAGAUAACAACAGUGCAUCAAACCACUGUGGAAACAAAGCAACAAUCUGACCAACAGCUGCAACUGCAGACCAAAAUGGACAAACUGAAGCAAGUAAAUACGCAGCUCGAACACGACCUCUUAAAGGCAAAAUCACAAAUUGCCCAACAUGAGCAAGACAGACUUAUACUCCACUCAAAAGUAAGCGCUUUACAAAGCCUUGGCAAUGAGCAGUCAAGUGAUACAGCUAAGUUGACAGAUAGCGAGUGGAAACUGAAACUGAAGGAGAAUGAAGCCAGAUCUCUUCGGGAACAAAUAGAGUCGUACGUCAAAGAAGUGAGAAGUCUUCAGGAAAAGCUUACGAUGCUCGGGGUCCGGAUGAAGACUGAAAAACAGGAAGUCAUUGAAACGAGCCGUCACUACGUGAAAGAAAACGAGGCUGCUUCGUUGAAGACGGAACAUGCAGUGAGGCAGACGAUGGUGCCCUCCUAUGAAAGAGCAAAAUACAACCUGGAGGACGAGAGUCUCAAGAUGAAAGCUUCCUCAGAGGUAUGGAUGAAGUUAGUUCAGCAUUACUGCAUCACAGUAUUAUAUUUAUAAGAAAUACAGUAUAUUUA
Molecule: messenger RNA, 2602 nt
Organism: Anarrhichthys ocellatus (wolf-eel)
Lineage: Eukaryota; Metazoa; Chordata; Actinopteri; Perciformes; Anarhichadidae
Product: cingulin-like
Exons: 1
Coding region: 90-2585 (831 amino acids)
Source: RefSeq, a predicted model, not a curated record